AUGGUCCAGCUUGGCUCUGGGGAGAUUUCCUGGGGAAGAAAUGGCGGGAGCGGAGCGGAGCGGAAUUUCCUCCCUUCCGCCUGUGUUGCAAAUCCCUGCAGCUCGACGAAGUCGAAAUCGAAAUCAAUUCGUUGUCGCGAGAGCAUCAUAAACGCAGCUGGGGCCAACAACGUCGCUCUUUUACCAACGCCCACGCAUAUCAGCAUCAGCAGCGCUAUGGCGGAUGUCGAAGAUGGAGCUGCCGCUCCCGUAUCAGAGCCUCUUGAUCUCGUUCGGCUCUGCCUCGAUGAAGUCGUGUUUGUGAAGCUACGAGGCGACCGGGAACUGAAGGGCAGGUUACAUGCCUAUGAUAGCCAUUGCAAUCUAGUUCUUGGAGAUGUUCAAGAGACAGUUUAUGUGGUCGAGGAGGAUGAUGAUGGGGAUGAGACAGUGAAGAAGACUAUACAGAAAAAGUCCGAGAUGUUGUUUGUUCGAGGUAAGCCUGCCCGCCUUCUCGAUCUACUGUUUGGUAUUAUAUCGGCUGACCAUCCAAAGGCGACAGUGUUGUCCUCAUAUCUCCUCAAGGGCUUUCUUGAAUUCGAAAUGAAUCGCGCUAUCCGAACACUUUGCAAUGGCGAUUAUAUAUUGGAGUUACUGAGGCAGGCCAGCGCUGUGAAAGCGGAAUACAAGGACCUUCUUGAAGAUGGAGGCUAUCGACACGGCCUCCUCCGUAAAAGGGAACAACUCGACUUAGCAAAAGAUCCAGACCCAGAUCCAACAACCAAUAAUGCGACUAAUUUACAAGGCAGACUUGAAACCAUGGCAGUGAGUGAUAUGAUGCGUAGAGUCAGCCCAGAGCUCCCUCUGAGUCGAAAUAUGCUGGUUGGUGAUUCACAAUGGUCCGGCCCCUCAUGA
Molecule: messenger RNA, 894 nt
Organism: Venustampulla echinocandica
Lineage: Eukaryota; Fungi; Ascomycota; Leotiomycetes; Helotiales; Pleuroascaceae
Exons: 3
Coding region: 1-894 (297 amino acids)
Biological process (GO): mRNA splicing, via spliceosome; P-body assembly
Cellular component (GO): U4/U6 x U5 tri-snRNP complex; Lsm1-7-Pat1 complex; U6 snRNP
Molecular function (GO): RNA binding
Source: RefSeq, a predicted model, not a curated record